This is a messenger RNA of Meloidogyne enterolobii, 1632 nucleotides long. The record is from the annotation of a GenBank genome assembly. NCBI's taxonomy places the organism in Eukaryota, Metazoa, Nematoda, Chromadorea, Rhabditida, Meloidogynidae.
UGGGGCUCAUAUUUCUAAUGUAAUGUCCUCGCCUAGGCGUACGACGUCCUCUUUGUUGAUUAUCCGACCGACGUACGUAAACGGUUCUUCUUGGAUUAUAAUUAUUUUCGACUCUUUCUUCUUGCAUUUCCGAGUCAGAUUCCUCUUCUUCGACAACCGGAGGAGCAUUUUGUUGUCGUUCUAAUCUAGUAUCAGCUGCCCUUAAUUUUCGUACAACUUCUUCUAUCCCUUCUUUAGUUAUUCUUCCUUCUUCAUCUACUAAAUUCUUUCUUAAGGCUUCUGAACUGCCCGUUUCUAUUUCCAGGUAUUUUGUACCUCUUUUUUCUUUUCUCUCUUUUUUGAGAUUUUCAACAAUUUUUUGCCAAUAAUCAACUUCUCUUGGUUUAUAAGGAGGUGGCAAAAUAUAGACUGUUCCGCUGAAGCAUUCAAGUUUUUUCCAAAGCGGUUCUAAUUGAGCUUUGAGAGCUUCAGGGUGUCCUCCUUCAUCAAUAACUUCUCCGCCAAUCCAUAUUAUUGUUGUGAAAUAAGGAGCUGGUGUGAGUGGUAAGUAGUCAUUAAAUAAAUAUUUAACUUCAUUCGCUGCUAUUGGUGCGGCGCAGAAACUUUGAGGGAAGAAUUCAGUUAAUAUUUUCGCGUUGUGGUCCCCCACAAUCAUAACCUCUUCGUAUAUGGGAGUAGCUCGUGGAUAAUAUUCAACAAUUCGCAUAAAUGUGAGCGCUUUUUCAGAAUGCUCAGCUAUUUUUAAAAACAAUCCAUAGCUUUCUUCUUCAGUUGGAUUUUCUUGCCCUCUCAAGCUAACGGGAAGCCAAGGUUUGUUUGAAAAUGCUUCCUCCGCUAACUCACAAGCAGCCUUCCAGAGAGCUAAUGCUGGCUUUAAAUCUCUUGGAUGCCAACCUCUUUCUAAAUUUAUAGUUCUUUUCUUUUCUAUAGCAGUAAUUAUCUGCGCGGGCUUCUUUGCAUUCAAUACUUCAUCAAUAAACUCAAUUCCCGCUUCAAAAGACGUUGUUUUAUUAUUUUUCUUCUUCCACCAGUCUUUUCUCAUUUUCAUUAGUGUCCAGAAACACAGAAGUAAUUGGAUUAAAGACUGAAUUGGCUUACUCUGAAGACGUGGAUAAUCCCUUUUUAUAGCUUCAGAAUCCUUUCUAGCGAUGUCGACAACGUUACGGAGAGUUAGUUGCGAGCAUCGCUUGUGACUAUUCGCUCCAGGUAGGCAACCAUUAAUUAAAGCCCAGCCGAAAUUCAAAACGAGCUUUCCAUUUUUGACCUCUCUUUUGGAGGGGUCUUUUUCUUUAAGUUCGGCCUUCUUUCCUUCUUUUUUAGGUUCCGAACCAUUCUGUUGUUGAAACUUCAUUAACCUAGAAGUGCUAGUACAUUCUUCCUUUUUACCUUCAAAACAGUUUUGCUGUCUUGUUUUAUUUAGUUUUAUUGAACCUGAACCUGGCUGUUUGCGAACCACUUUCUCUUCAGCUUCCUUUUGUUUCUGUAUUUUCUUUACAAAAGAUUGUAGUCGAUCAUCAAAAUUUUGUUUAACUUGCUUUUUUGGUGGCUCUUCGUUUUUAUCAAUACUUCCAUUACUUUGAUUUUUCAAUUUUUCUUCUUCAUAAUCCAAAGAGAGGUCGGAAACAUGUUCGU